AUGGGUGGUGACCUGAAGAAAAUCCAAGUGACAGGGCAGUACCUGAUCGAAAUAUGGAAAGCUGUGGGGAUGAAUCUUGAAGGAGGUCAAGUUGAAUUUCUGUGGUCUUCUGAGGAGAUUAAUUCUCGGGCUCAUGAGUACUGGCCUCUUGUUAUGGACAUAGCAAGGAGGAACAAGCUUCCUAGGAUAGUCAGAUGUUGUCAAAUUAUGGGCCGCUCGGAGCAAGAUGAAUUGUCGGCAGCUCAGAUUUUCUAUCCGUGCAUGCAAUGUGCUGAUAUAUUUUUUCUUAAGGCUGAUAUCUGCCAACUGGGCAUGGACCAAAGGAAAGUAAAUGUGCUCGCAAGGGAGUACUGUGACGACAUCAAAAGGAAAAAUAAGCCGAUUAUUUUAUCCCACCAUAUGCUCCCAGGUCUGCAAGAAGGACAGGAGAAGAUGUCUAAGAGUGAUCCAUCUUCUUCCAUUUACAUGGAAGAUGAAGAGGCCAAUGUGAAUUUGAAAAUAAAGAAGGCAUUUUGCCCCCCAAAAGUUGUGGAAAAGAACCCAUGCCUGGAAUACAUCAAGUACAUCAUUUUCCCAUGGUUCAACGAGUUCACAGUCGAGCGAAAACCAGAGAAUGGAGGUGACAAGACUUAUAAGAAUUUCAAAGAUUUAGCUGGUGAUUAUGAAAGUGGGGAAUUGCACCCUGGGGAUCUCAAACCUGCUCUAGCCAAAGCGUUGAACCAAAUUCUACAGCCGGUCCGUGACCAUUUCAACACUGAUCCUAAAGCUAAGGACCUGCUGAAACGGGUGAAGCUUCUGAUAACUGACAUCGUAAACGAAUCUCACGUUCUGCUGCUGAUACGAGCCGAGUAUUGUCAUAUUAUGCAUCCCAAUCAUCGCCAGUCAAAAUCUGUCCCCCUCGACGUGGAACAGAUUUGCGGGCCCCAUGUCCAAGUCAGCAUUCUGGAAAUGAAAGGUCAUGUUCGGGUAGCUUCUGAAUCCUCGAGGAAGCCGAUAGCAGAACGAGUCAGCCAGAAAGCCGCUCGAGACACCAGUUAUCCUCGUCAGCUUAUAUUUCUCGAAAUACAGUAUGAGCACCCUCCGAAUUUCGUUGUAUGCUCGGAUUUCGAUCACGCUCUCGCCACAACCUGCAUCCAACAUGCAGCCUCCCGAGAAGGUCCCAACCGGUAG
Messenger RNA from Striga hermonthica, 1170 nucleotides. NCBI's taxonomy places the organism in Eukaryota, Viridiplantae, Streptophyta, Magnoliopsida, Lamiales, Orobanchaceae. The record is from the annotation of a GenBank genome assembly.